CAUUUAUUAUAGUAAUUGCAUUAGCUUUCCUUUUUUGAUAUCGUAUCGUAACUUUACUUUAUUGCAAUGGCGAAAGAGGGCGGUGUCAUUAAAUACGAUCCAAAUACAGAAGCAUUUCAAAUGCGAGCUCAAUGGAAAAAGGUGGAUAUAUGUCGUAAGCAGUGGUUUGAUCAGUGGAGCUGGUUACUAGAUGAACGCAAACAAACAUUGCAGGAGUUGGAAGCCAUUCGGCAGGAGGUUUCUGAUGCUUUACCACGUGCGGUAACGAAAGCUGAAACUACAAAGUCAUUAAAACCGGUACCAAUCACAUCAACUGGUGUUAUCGGCUGGCUGGCUGCCAAACCGGAUUGUCAAUUAGAAAUUUAUACAUCCUGGCUGACUAAGAUCCCAGUACGGUUACCCGACACAUGGGACGACAAUAAUUACCUGGGGUAACCUGGGUAAAUAUCUUUCUUAAAAUGUAACAAAUAUAUAUG
Messenger RNA from Pieris rapae (cabbage white), 476 nucleotides. RefSeq lists its product as uncharacterized. Lineage: Eukaryota; Metazoa; Arthropoda; Insecta; Lepidoptera; Pieridae. The transcript is spliced from 4 exons. The record is from RefSeq and is a predicted model, not a curated record. Bases 67 to 435 code for a protein of 122 amino acids.